AUGUCAGAGGUUACAUCCACCAACGUUACCGUUACGUGGCUUAUACAUUGGGCGUUAAGUGAAUGUACCGAUGCGAUUUCUACAUCUUUCGUCGCUGUAUUACUAAUGGAUGACCGAGACAACAGCAACAACAUAAACGAGAAAUCAUAUCUUCAGACCAAGCGUCAUACAAAAUCGAUGAAAUGUUGGUUUGGCUUGAUCGGAGGUUACAAUGUCUUCACUAUAUUUUCGACAAUUUUGGGUCUUAUCAAAUACAACGAUAACGGAUCAAAAGCUCUGUCCAUUUAUUUGACACAAAAUUUAUUCGGAAUUCUUGUAGUUGUAUUUACACAGAUUACAAUUUUUCGAUUUACAGUUUAUCCUUCGUCUUCGUCAACUAUCACAAACAGUGAUGACAACCUUUUAUUGAAAAACCAUCAGCACAGCGCAAAUCCCGAAAAAGUAUCCAUCAUCAUUUGGUACAUGUUAAUAACAGGGUUUUUAUUAUUGCUAUUUCUCGCUUUCUACGUCAACUGUCUGUUCGAUAUGGAUUUAGAAAAAAAAUGGAAUGUGAUAAGCGAAUGUGGUUUUGUCAUUUAUGGUCUGGUUUUUACGGUGAUGGCUUUGUCGCCGCCUAAAUGGGUUAUUGAAAUAUUAAGAGAACUGGUUUUAUCGCAGAGAAGCGGUGAUAAUGAAAGCGACUGUGUUGAGCUGGCUGGAUUAUAG
Messenger RNA from Ambispora gerdemannii, 705 nucleotides. Lineage: Eukaryota; Fungi; Glomeromycota; Glomeromycetes; Archaeosporales; Ambisporaceae. The record is from the annotation of a GenBank genome assembly.